This is a messenger RNA of Letharia columbiana, 417 nucleotides long. RefSeq lists its product as uncharacterized. Lineage: Eukaryota; Fungi; Ascomycota; Lecanoromycetes; Lecanorales; Parmeliaceae. The coding region runs from base 1 to 417 and encodes 138 amino acids. The transcript is spliced from 3 exons. The record is from RefSeq and is a predicted model, not a curated record. Gene Ontology annotation, biological process: translation. Gene Ontology annotation, molecular function: structural constituent of ribosome. Gene Ontology annotation, cellular component: cytosolic large ribosomal subunit; ribosome.
AUGCCAAAAGGCAAGAACAGGAGCUCCGUGGGGUUCGAUAUCCUCCGCCAAAGCAGCUUUGAAGAGGAGGAACAUCAGCACCAAGGCACCCUCUCCACCUGCACUGUUCCCAAAACCCGCCGCACCUACUGCAAGGGCAAAGAGUGUCGAAAGCACACCCAGCACAAAGUCACCCAAUACAAAGCCGGAAAGGCAUCCUCGGUCGCCCAGGGCAAGCGCCGCUACGACCGCAAGCAGUCCGGCUACGGGGGCCAGACGAAGCCCGUGUUCCACAAGAAGGCGAAGACGACGAAGAAGGUCGUGCUGAGGCUCGAGUGCACGAACUGUAAGACCAAGGCGCAGUUGUCGUUGAAGCGGUGCAAGCACUUUGAGCUGGGGGGGGACAAGAAGACGAAGGGGGCCGCGCUGGUGUUUUAG